AUGGCCGCCGCCGCCCUGCCCGAGGAGGCGGGCGCGACGCCCGCGGUUGGGAGGCGGAGGCUGGACAGGCUGCCGGCGCUCCGCGCGGGGGGACCGGCGGCGCCGUCGUGGGCGGCCCUGGAGGCCGAGGCUUGCGCCCGACCAAGGACGUGGAGCAACCCGGCGCUGGUCCGUCGGUUCGAGGAGCUCGCCGGCUUCCGCCUGGUAGGGGAGGAUGGGCGGCUGACACUCGGCGGCUUCCCUGGCUGGACGUUCGACGACGUCGCGGCGGGGGCCCCGGGGUUGCAAGAUUCGGCCAUGGGGGGGGGACGCGCCGUGUCGAGGCGCGCGUUCAGACACGCGGAGAGGCUUGAGGCGCUGGAGAGAAAGAGGACUGCGGGAGGCUCCGCCGUGGGAGAAGCGGAGGGGGAGGGGGUGGAGGGGGUUCCGCCGACUGUCAACGGCAGCAGCGGCGGCGGGGACGGUGGCGGGAGCAACGGGGCGAUGGACGCGCCGAGGCUGAACGGGCUCCUGCGAAUGCCGAGCCUGAACACGCUGGACUACACGCCGAGCUUGGUUUUCGCCCCGCGGUUCGAGGCGUCGAGAUUCUUGGCGGACUUGCUGCUCCUGUCCUGCAACAGGGAGGAUUACCGGGCAAGGAAGAUCCAGAGCCUGGACAGGCUGGACCAAAACCCGGCGGGCUUUAAGGACAGACGGAAGCCCCGCCUCGAGGGACAAAUCGGGGCUUCCAUCGACGGCGGAUUGGCGUUGCUGGUAGCGGCCUCGCUCAAACGCCUGCAGGACGAGCGCGAGGCCGGGUGGGCGGUAAACUCUGACGCCGUCGAGGGUGGCGGGGGCGGCUUGUUUUCGGGAGGUGGUGGCGGUGGUGCCAGCGGCAGCGGCGGAGGCCAAGAGAAGCAGGCGGCGUCGGCGUCGGCCGCAGCGUCGAUGUCGUCGGGCUUCACGCUCGACCAACUGCACACGGAACUGCACCAGCUCCUUGCUGUCAAGGUGUCAAGGGCGGUGGCGCUCCAGGGCAUCGUGGCCGCCCCCGGAGUCGUCCGCGGCGCCCACGAGAGGUGUUGGUGGGCAUACCACCCCGACGCCGUGCGCAGCGCGAUUGUCGGCGUUGGAACGGAAGGGGAGGAGGAGGAGGAGGAGGAGGAAGCACAAGUUGCCGAGAUUCGGGGCUUUUUCACCAGGGCCUUCAACCUUGGCCGCCCUAAGGCGGGGGACACCGAGUCUGCUCGCCAGACAGCGAGACAGCCUCAGCAGGCGGCGGCAGCGGCGGCCCGAGUCUCACAGAGACCGCCCGCUGCGGCCGCCAGUGCUGCUGACGCUAGAAUACCCGUAGCACCGCACGAUUCGCGGCCGGAGCUUGCAACGCUGGUAGAGGACGGCGUGGUCUCAGCCGAAGAAAGAACAUGA
Ectocarpus siliculosus is the source of this 1407-nucleotide messenger RNA. Lineage: Eukaryota; Phaeophyceae; Ectocarpales; Ectocarpaceae. The record is from the annotation of a GenBank genome assembly.